Messenger RNA from Ceutorhynchus assimilis (cabbage seed weevil), 1389 nucleotides. Lineage: Eukaryota; Metazoa; Arthropoda; Insecta; Coleoptera; Curculionidae. The record is from the annotation of a GenBank genome assembly.
AUGGAUGAAUCCAGAACGGAUACUUCCAAUAAUAACCUGCUUGCUGAACUUGUUAAGGCACUUAAGUCGUCUCGUACAGCGCCUGAACAAGUCGAUUUGCCGAUUUUUCGCCCCGAUUUAUCAGACGCUAAAAAAUGGCUAACAGUGAUUGAAAACAUUAAAAAUGAAUUCGAAUGGUCAGACCAACAAAUCAUCUUAAGAUUUAUGAGAGACUUUUCAGAGGCCUUUCCAUCUAAGAAAAUUUUGGGUGAAUUAUUUCUUAGAGUAACGCAAUUUGAUAGUGAUCGCUGUAAUACUUAUGAAGCGUACGUUUUUGAGAAAGUUAAUUUACUUAGGAACUUACAUGUGCAGUGGGACGAAGCCGAUUUCGUAGAAAUUACGGUACAUGGAAUUACGGAAAGUGAUGUACGCACAAUUUCAUAUUUAGGAUCAGUGCCCAAACGACAGCCGGAGGAAUUGAAAUCUGAAAGAAAGGCUUCUGAAGUAAAGGAACCUCCUCGUAAACAUUUUCGCGAUAAUCGCGAUUAUGACCUAAGACGAAAAAGACCACUUACAUGUUAUAACUGUGGUAAAGACGGUAAUAUUCAGAAGUUCUGCAUUGAAAGGAAAGAUACGGAUAAACCUAAAAUUUUGGCACCUACCAGUUAUUCCAAGUCAAGCAACACUACUGCCAACUUAGGGCCCUAUGAAAUUAUGGGUAUAACGUCGGAGGGUCGUUAUGAAAUUAAAAGAGUCGGCAAAUCUCUUGUUACAAAGGAUGCUAAAGAACAAUUGAGGAUUUGGCCCAGUGACUGGUCCAUGACGAUGGAUAUGGAAGAACUUCUGGAAGAUUUAGAAAAUGACAGUGCUAUGUCAGACGAUAACAUAAACAACUCUAUAAAUAUUGUUGAAGAAGAAUUUGUGAGUUUAUCAAAUAUGGUCCAUGUAGAAGAUGAUACAGAUGAGAAUUUGGAAGAACCGGAAAAAAACCCGAAUGACGAGGGGUCUUCGACAAGGUUACCAUGCGUGUUUUGUAAUAAAUCCUAUUUCAAAAAAGUUAAACGGCGAAGUGAAGAUGCAAAAAAAAACAACGAAAUUUCUGAAUCCGCCGGGAAGGAACCUCAACCAGGCUGUAGUUAUCAAAAUACGGAUAUCGCGUCUUGUUCUCCUAAUUUUCACAAUGAUGAGGAUGAGGAUCAAUUAAUGGAAACGGAUAAUGUUGAUGUUGAUGUUGAGUCGGAAGCAGAGCGAGCUAUCGAUAUUAUGCCGACUUCAGCAGCCAAAAAACAAGGGCCUUCAGGAUCGAAAAAAAAAAGACAAAAAAAAAUUUGUCGCAUCCUGGUUUCAAAUGCCUAUUUUUCAGGGAUGGUUAGAAAAAUCCUCGAAAGCCCCAAAUCAAGACAAAAAUGA